Messenger RNA from Lodderomyces jiufengensis, 471 nucleotides. RefSeq lists its product as uncharacterized. NCBI's taxonomy places the organism in Eukaryota, Fungi, Ascomycota, Pichiomycetes, Serinales, Debaryomycetaceae. The coding region runs from base 1 to 471 and encodes 156 amino acids. The record is from RefSeq and is a predicted model, not a curated record. Gene Ontology annotation, molecular function: mRNA binding. The transcript has a single exon.
AUGCCGCCACCACCACCUACGCAGUCUCAAAACAGAAUAAGUAAACCAAAAAAACCAUAUACCAUACCUGAUGGAAAACAUAUAAGUGCCAAAAAAGCAGCAAGUUACCUACAUUCAGUAAAACAACAAUCUCAACCACAACAAUCUUCAACGUCUACAACAUCAAUUGUCAAAAAUACAGAACCAAAAUGGAACCCAAAACAUUUCAGAUUAUUUGUAGGAAACCUAGGACCAGAUGCAACAACUGAAUUAUUGAAAUCGGCAUUUGAUAGUUACAAAUCCUUAUCCAAUGUAUAUGUACCCAUAGAUAGACAGUCAAAAAAGCCAAAAGGUUUUGGAUUUGUUGCAUUUGAAAAUUCACAAGAUUAUCUACAUGCAUUUCAAAAUAUGAAUAAUAAAUAUAUUGGUCAAUUUCCUGUUCAAUUAAAAAGAGCUGAAUCUUCAAUUCCUAAAAAACAUAAAAAAAAGUAG